Messenger RNA from Clonostachys solani, 219 nucleotides. Lineage: Eukaryota; Fungi; Ascomycota; Sordariomycetes; Hypocreales; Bionectriaceae. The record is from the annotation of a GenBank genome assembly.
AUGCCCCCAUCUCGGAGUAUCGCCGUCGCGAGCCGACUCCAGCCAAGUUACCAAGCCAUAGCGAUUUCUCGGAACCCGGCAGUCCUUCAGGAACUAACCAGGCAAGGCUUCAGCGCUAUCCGGCUGGUUUUCACCAACAAGGAGAACAUGGCACAAUGCAAGUGGGAGGUCGAAAAGCUCACAGGCGGCCAUGUCGACACUCUAACCAACAAGGCGUGA